AUGGUGAGCGGCCGCGAGCGCCUCCUCCUCCUCCUCCUCCCCCCGGGACCCCGGCCGGCGGUUCUCUCCCUGCUGUUGCUCCUGCUGCUCAGACGGGACGCGGUUGCUCAGAAAGGUGAUGGAUGUGGAUAUACUGUCUUAGGUCCUGAAAGUGGAACAUUUACAUCAAUUAAUUAUCCACGAUCCUAUCCCAAUAGCACAGUGUGUGAAUGGGAAAUUCGAGUAAAGCCUGAACAGAGAGUUCAGCUCAAAUUUGGGGAUUUUGAUAUUGAUGAUUCAGAUUCUUGUCAUUUUAAUUAUGUGAGGAUUUAUAAUGGAAUUGGACCUACAAGAACAGAGAUAGGGAAAUACUGUGGUUUGGGCCUUCAGGUGGACAAAUUAAAUGAAUCAAAGAGUAAUGAAAUUACAGUACAGUUCAUGAGUGACAUUCAUUUUUAUGGACAUGGGUUUCUUGCUUCAUAUUCAACAAUAGAUAAACCAGAUUUAAUAACAUGUUUAGAUACUGCAAGUCACUUUUCUGAGCCAGAAUUCAGCAAAUAUUGUCCAGCUGGUUGUGUGCUUCCCUUUGCUGAAAUUUAUGGGACUAUUCCUCAUGGCUAUAGAGAUUCAUCUUCCCUUUGCAUGGCUGGUGUACAUGCAGGAGUGGUAUCCAAUGUUCUUGGAGGUCAAAUUAAUGUUGUAAUCAGCAAAGGUAUUCCAUACUAUGAAAGCUCUCUGGCUAACAAUGUUACAUCAAAAGUAGGUCCUCUGUCUUCAGGUCUCUUCACUUUUAAAACCAGUGGUUGCUAUGGGACCCUUGGAAUGGAAUCUGGAGUAAUUGCUGAUUCACAAAUUAAUGCAUCCUCAUUUUUAGAAUGGCCUGAGCAGCUGGGUCAACCAAGCACUUGGAAGCCAGAAAGAGCCAGGUUGAAAAGACCUGGACACUCUUGGGCAGCUUUUACUAAUGAUGAGUAUCAGUGGUUGCAAAUUGAUCUAAACAAAGAACAGCGAAUAACAGGUAUCAUUACAACUGGCAGCACCUUAGCAGAGUACCAUUAUUAUGUCUCUGCUUAUAGGAUUCUCUAUAGUAAUGAAGGACAGAAGUGGACAAUAUAUAGAGAACCUGGUGUUGAGAGAGAUAAGGUAUUUCAAGGCAAUGCAGGCUAUUAUCAGGAAGUUCGCAAUAAUUUCAUUCCACCCAUUAUUGCUCGCUUUGUUAGAAUAAACCCUUUGAAAUGGCACCAAAAAAUUGCAAUGAAAGUAGAAUUGAUGGGAUGUCAGUUUAAUGUUGUUCGGGCUCCAAGACCAUCAUUACCUCCACCACGCAGGAGCAACAAUGACUUUUCUUUGCAGAUUGAUAAAACAACCAUCACCCCUGAGAUUAAGAACACUAUGUUUACUCCAAGUGUAACCAAAGUUCGGUCUCCAAGAGCAUCAUUGCCUCCUCCACCCUGGAGCAACAAAGAUUUUCCAUUGCAGACCAGUAAAACAACCUUUGCUCCUAAGAUCAAGAAUACUACAGUAACACCAAGUGUUACUACAGAUGUAGCAUUGAUAGCUGUUCUAGUACCUGUGUUGGUCAUGGUUUUUACCACCCUCAUCUUGAUCUUAGUUUGCUCCUGGCACUGGAGAAACAGAAAAAGAAAGUCAGAAGGAACAUAUGAUAUACCUUAUUGGGAUCGUGCAGGUUGGUGGAAAGGAAUGAAGCAGUUCUUUCCUUCUAAAUCUGUAGACCAUGAAGAAUCAUCUGUUCAUUAUAACAGCAGUGAAAUUAAUUGCCUUAGAUCAAAAGAAGUUACUACUGUGUUACAAAGUCAAUCAGCAGAGUAUGCACAACCACUUGUGGGAGGAAUUGUUGGCACACUUCAUCAGAAGUCAACUUUUAAACAUGAAGGAAAAGAAGCAAGUUAUGUUGAUACAGAUUCUUGUAACACCUCAGAACAAGAAAUAUAUCAUGCAUAUGCUGAACCGCUCCCAGUUACUGGACCAGAAUAUGCAAUACCAAUAGUGAUGGAUAUGUCAGGGCAUCCUGCAGCUCCUCCAGGCAUUGCUUCUGUAUCUACCUUCAAAGCUUCAGGGAAUCAAGCUCCUCCAUUAGUGGGAACUUAUAAUAAACUUCUUUCUAGGGCAGAAAGUCCAUUAUCACCCACACAUAUGCUGUACGAUACACCUAAAGGAAUGCCAGGACUGAGCCUUCCAAAUGAAUUGCUAUACCAGGUACCACAGAAUAUGCCACACUCCACAGAAAAUAAAGAAGAUAUAAGUUAGAGUUUUCUACAGAUUUAAUCAGUAGAGAAAAAGGUCAGACUUUUGUGUUGUGUUGAAAAAAAAUAUGAGAUUAUAGGCCCAGGACAAUAUGUGUAUUGCUCUUUUGAGGGCCAAUAUACCACUACUGCUUUCUUGUACAGAUUAUGAAAAACUUGUAAUUCACUACUGAUGGGCACUACAUCUCGUUAGGCAUGAAAAGUUUAAUCUGUGCCUAAUUAGUGUGAAUACAUAAGUCAUUUAGACUCAUCAAUAAUUAUUCUAUACUCUAUAGGAUGUUGGGUCAAAGAAAGAUAGAAACACUAACAGUCUGAUAAUUAACAAUUGAUAAGGAUAUUCAUAGCACUGUGAAAGUAAACUAAACAUGAAACUGUCAUUUUUAGUAAGUAUUACACAAAACUGAAAUUGAUCUCUGCAAUGAAUAAACAAUUUCUAUAAAUAAAUUGGUAUACAAGAGGUCCAGAAAAACUAUACAGUGUUAAUCAUUCUUUUCUGGUUAUUGGAAAGACUAACUUCAUUUAAAUACUACUCUUUUGUUCAUGUUAAAUACUGUAUAGUAUUUUUCAUUUACUGGAUGUAGAUUCCCUAAAGAUGGAAUUCGCACUAGAACUUUCUAUAUAUUCUUUUUCAAAGACAAUAGUUCUCUUGCUUGCCUAGUAAAUGAUGGAUUUCAGAUUUGGUCCAUUUACAUAUUCACUAGGUAGCUUUCUUUUUCAGCCUCAGGUUUCCCAUGUGCAGCAUGGGCAUAAGAAUGAAUCUACUUGCAGGGCUAUUUUAACAAGGUGUGUUAGUGAUUUAAGACACCCGAAGUGUAAUAUAAAUACUGUUAUAUUAACAUUAGACUACAGAAAGCUUUACUGAGGAUUUAUUAGCUGCAGAUGUAAUCUUUUCAGCUAAGAAUAUAGUUUAUAAAAAAUAACCACCUACCCACCCUGUUGAGGCUUUCUCCCACAGUAAUAAACUGUAGGCUUUGAAGGUGAUUUUUUUUUAUUUUGAAAGGUAUAAGCACAUCAACAUAUUGUGCGUACAUUUGCAAAGACAGAUCAGGAUUUUCAUACAUUUAUAAAUGUACAGCUUUUUACAAAUGUUUUAAAAUACUUUUAUACCUUAAGAAAAAUACCCCGGUAGCUUUUAAAUUGUGAAUUCUGUUGUCAAUUAGAUUAAAAUGUGGCAAAAAAAAAUAAAAACAAAUUGCUGCUUGAUGUGGACCGAGAUUUAAAUUAUUGUUAAUGAGCUGAUCAUUUUGAAAGUUCAAAGUUAUAUGUUUAGCUUAGAAUUAAAGGUACUUAAUUUUGUAAUAAUUCACUUUUUUGAAAUGUAUAUAUUUGGACUGAUUAAUGACCUUAUGCACAAUGAAAAGUAUUGAACACAAAGCUGUAUUACAUUGCAAUUUCAUUUCCCUUUUUACCAUGUUUAACUAUGUAUCAAGAAAGUACAUGAAAAAAUACCAUUUUAUAUUGCAUUUAUCAGCACUGUAGUGAUGACAAAAAGGAAUAUCCUUUAAUAUGCAAUAGCCCAGUUUUAUGGACUUUUAAAUGUGUUGUGAAUGUGUAAGUCAAAAGACCAUUGUGUAUAGUGUUGCUAAAUACACAAUAUCGUAAGUUAGCUCACUGGUAAAUUUAAUCCUGACAAUCACAACUGUGUAAUAUAAAAUGAUGUUUAAUUUCAAUUUUACAGAAACUUGCUCUUGUGCCUUGCUCCAUUCCUCAUGUUUUUAUUUAUAAAAAUUAUAUGUAACUUAUUUUUAUUCUGUAACUAUGGUACUUCUAAGGGCUGAAUGUGUGAGAACAAGCGAUGUAUAGAUUUUAUACUUCCACAUAUUCUUUGUAUUCAUUCUUUUAUGUGAUUCUUUCCAACUCAUGUGAGUAAAAUACCUGCCAGAAUGGACUGAAGAAAUUUGUGUUAAUAUAGAACAUACAAUAACAGGGUUGGGAGAUACUUUGGAGAUUUUCUACUCCAACCCUCUAUUCUAUGAAAAAAUGUUAUGAAAUGUUAUGAAAAAAUGGUUGUCCAUCUUCUUGAAAAUAUCCAGUGAUGGAGCAUCCACAACUUUUGCAGGCAUGCCAUUCAACUGAUUAAUUGUUCUGUCAGGAAAUUUUUUCUUAAUCCUAGGUUGUGUCACUCUUUACUGAUCUUCUGUCUGUUACUUCUUGUCUUAUAAGCUUCGUUCUGCUGCUGUUAAUAGACUUAUUUGCUGUUUUAUACUAAAUCAUAGUUCAUACUAUGCUAUGGGUAUAGCAUGUGGUUAUAACAGACAGUUCCCGAUAGCAUAUAAUUAUAUAAUAUAUAAUCAAUAGUUCUGUUUGUUAUCAAAACACAUUUCUAGAAAGAAAACAAAGGAAAGUAACUCAAAGACUGAAGUGAUAAUGACUGUUUUGCAGUUAUCAGUUAUAACUUUCAUUUCUACUCUUAGUUUAUGAUUGGAAUUGGAACCUAAGUUCUUCAAAUUGAAUUGUGUAGGUGCAUUUAAUGAUCUAGAUCAAGUUGGAUGCUUUACUAUUUCAUUCUGAUUACACUUUCGGUAUAUAUUAACAAUAUUGAUAGAUUAACAUUUAAAAACUAUAUACCGUG
Molecule: messenger RNA, 4815 nt
Organism: Protobothrops mucrosquamatus (brown spotted pit viper)
Lineage: Eukaryota; Metazoa; Chordata; Lepidosauria; Squamata; Viperidae
Gene: DCBLD2
Product: discoidin, CUB and LCCL domain containing 2
Exons: 16
Coding region: 1-2247 (748 amino acids)
Source: RefSeq, a predicted model, not a curated record